Molecule: messenger RNA, 1134 nt
Organism: Postia placenta MAD-698-R-SB12
Lineage: Eukaryota; Fungi; Basidiomycota; Agaricomycetes; Polyporales; Adustoporiaceae
Exons: 1
Coding region: 1-1134 (377 amino acids)
Source: RefSeq, a predicted model, not a curated record
AUGGACGCUGACAUCGCCAUCAUCACACCAACUCCAACAGGCCAGGGGAAGCGUACGCGCUGGAUCCCGGCGGACUCCAGAAUGGUGACCCUGCACCCAAUGAAACGAAUAAUCCCGAAUCGUGUGACUGGUGGUUUCCACUACGCGGACGAGGAGGCAGCCGCCGGCGAGAAGAUGGCUGAUGGUGCUUCUGAGUACGCGGGCGUAACACGCGUCCAGGACGAUACCGAGGAGAACCCGCUCAGCGAUAACAACCAGGAUGAGAGCGACGACGACGACGAUUCCGACUCUGGUGCAUGUCGUGCACAGUCUCUCGAGGCCACGGAGCCCUAUAGGACUGUCGCUUCCAUUGGCAACUCAACGGAGGCGACCGCCAUCUUUUCCUCUCAAGCCACAGUCAGGGUAGAUUCUGUCGUUCGAACGCCCGGCAGGCCUCAGCUUCCGAGGCCCACGGCGCGCACAUCAUGCAAGCCUGAGUCCCAUGUCGACGACAAAGCGAUGGACACCGAGACGGAGACCAACUCUCAAGCCGACGACGAGGAGAUAUAUGACUGCACAACGACCGGCGACGAAGACGAGUAUAUGGACGACUACACUGGGUCUGAUGACGACGACGGCGACGAGAUGGACCAACGUUCGGAGGCUGACACCGAGAUGGCAGACGACCGGACGGAGAUUGCUUCGCAGCCUUCUCAGGCAAGCAUCAUAGAUGCUUCCCCAGCUGGACAGCCCCACGGUCCCGGCGAGUUGGGCCCCAGGCAACACAAACGGCAGCCCAUGUCGGCGCGUGAGCGUUGUAACGCGGAGGACGGGGUCAUCAUGAAAAUUUGCAACCCCACCAAAGAGCUUCGAAAGAUACUAUGGAGGAGUAUUCCAGGGGUGCCAGAGCAAUACAUGCCAUUCCCGGAGGACCACCCGCCUCCUGAGGUGGCGCACCCUCCGGUUCGCGCAACAGAGUAUCGCGACAAGAAUGACACAGUCUGCAUCGACAUCUUCGAGACGUCUCCCGAGAUCCGAAACAAGAUCCGCGAGCACUUAAUGGCAGAAAUUUGGCCGCAGAAUGACGAUAAUGCCGAAGACCGAGACAAGGAGAACUUAGAGCCGCCGCCGACACAUCGUCGCAGGUCGAGUUAG